Messenger RNA from Thunnus maccoyii (southern bluefin tuna), 7089 nucleotides. Its product is annotated as protein NYNRIN-like. The transcript is spliced from 4 exons. NCBI's taxonomy places the organism in Eukaryota, Metazoa, Chordata, Actinopteri, Scombriformes, Scombridae. Bases 4242 to 6416 code for a protein of 724 amino acids. Gene Ontology annotation, biological process: DNA integration. The record is from RefSeq and is a predicted model, not a curated record. Gene Ontology annotation, molecular function: nucleic acid binding; RNA-DNA hybrid ribonuclease activity.
AAGUUUUCCCAGAAUCAUCAUACGAAGUUUGGUUUGGUCUUCUCUUCUUCAAACUGACAACUGCCAGUGCAUCAGCUCCGAAAAUCCACAACAAUUUGGCGUCACGAACAGGAUUUCAACACAACAAAGACGUGGUAAGUGCAUAAUUUUAUUUUAUUAUUGUGCCUUACCAUGUCUGCGUUUGACGAAAUCACAAAGAAACUGUGCAUCACUUUCACUUUAAAGGUGGUCACAAAGUGAACAAAAAAAAAAAAAAAAAGCAAAAAGCUGAUGGUUAAAGAAUCUAAACACAUGAAAAUGUGUUGAAACUGUGCAGUGAUAAGCAGGUGCAAAGCAUGUGGUUGUGAAGAGGUAAAAAAAGGCAGAGUUGAGUGAGUCUUAACUCCUGCAGUGCCACAAAAGUGGCUGGGAUUUCUGGGCUAGCUUCGGGCUACGUCCGGCACAGGGGGACCCACCUGAGGUUUAAACUAUAGAAAAGACGUUUUCGGGGUAGGAUUUGGCCUAUUUCGUUUAAGCCAAGAUCGGGGAUCAUCCACUCUGUGUCCUGUGAGAAAUGUUUUCAGACUUGGGAUUCUAAGUCCUAGAGUCGGGCGCCGGUAAAAAUUUUUUCAAACAAUAAACAGUGUACACAAGACGAAGAGUUGCUUCGUCGGUUUGGCUUCAGAUCACUGCUAUUGCACCAGGAAGAGAGGUGUAAAAAAAAGAACUUCGGUGAUGCUGGGAAAGUUUUGAUGUGUCUGUUUUGUGUUUGAUGUGUUUGUUUGUGUGAUGUUUUUAAUGUAAAUGUGUUAAAAUGGGCAACAACACGUCUAAAGCAGUGAGUAGAACACAAUCUACUACAAAAUUAAUUCAUUCACCAAAACACAAGAGAAAGAACAAAUCUGUUUCAGUAGGAAACAAACGCACCAAUUCAGAAGUAAAAGGUCAAUCUGCCAUUGAUAAGCUUCCCGAAGCAAACCCCCACACACUCACAGAUGCACAAUAUAGAGCGAUGUUUUCUCCACAAUCUCCGGCGGGAGUUGUUGGUAGAUUGAAAGGAUGGACUUUUGUGUUUCCAUUUUCUUCCCUUAUGAAUCAGUGGACAGAUGGCGAAUGGCCAUACGAAGGAGCGUUUGAUAGAGAUAAGCUUCAGAUUGCUGAGUACAAUGUUAACCCAGAUUUUGGAAAUCCAUCUUGGGAUAGUGCGUAUAUGAAAGAUUGUGUAAAUGUGUGGUUAACUGUUGCUCGUCAGAGGUGUGGAGUGAGUCUGGAUGAAAAAAAGAGUUGAUCGUUUUUCUGAUGAGUUCAGAGCAGCAGUGGAGAACUGUGUUAAAUGUGUGACAGCAUGUCACUUGCCUAUGUUGGAAGCAGAGUUGCAAACCAGAGCUACAGAAAUGAUGAAAAUUAAACAGAGGCAUGGUGAGAAUGUGAAGGCCAUUUCCAAAGCUAUCAUAUACGGUUGGGCAAAACGGCAAACUGAUGCUCCCUCUCCACAAACUUUGUUGACCAUUGUAUCCAAAGCUGGAGUGCCUUUGCAAGAGUCACACACAAACAAAACAAUGAUUUCAAUUUUUCCACAACUUUCACCUUCAAACCCCUUUUCAGCUGCUAACAUGACUGAUCAAACCAUUUCACAACAAGCAAAGACUGACGAUGAAUUUCUCUUACUAGCCGCAGCUGUUGAGGGACAAAGACUACAGACUGAAGUAGAAAGGGAAAGAGACAGUCAGGCUGCUAGAGAAAGGGAAAGAGUUAAACAGGAAAAGAAAGAUAGAGCCGACGAAGAAAAAGCUAGGAAAGCUGCAGAAAAAGAAAAGAAAGCUAAUUUGUCAUUCAAACAGGUAAAAAGCCAGAAAAGAAAGGAAAAGAAAAGACAUUUAGCUGCCGUUGCUGAAGAAACAGAGAUAGACACUCAGGACAGCUCAGGAGAAAGUGAGGUAGAACUUGAGUUACAAGGAGCCAGAGGUAAGGGGGAGGAGUCUGACACAGAUCAUAGUGACGACACAGAACCUGCAGUCAGGCCAAAGAUGACACAGAGACGACCCCACACUGCAAGUAGCAAAACUCAGAGACGAGGUACAACUAGAAUGACACAUUCACAUCUGGAAAGACAUACAAGAUCGAAAACUAACAUUUUAGAGCCCCCUCUAAACAUUACAUCCACCUCAAUAAAUGCUCCAAAAAUCAUGGUUGGCAACACAGCUGUCUGCAAACCAUGGACUCCUGCUGAGAUAGUUGGAAUGACACAAAAUGCCCCCAAUCCGACCACAAACCCAGAUGAAUACUGGGGAUGGUUAAGAUAUGUAUGCUCUGUGUAUAACUGUCUGAUACCUGAUGUUGAACAAUUACUUGCUGGCUCAUACAGAACGGAGUGGGAUUUGUGCAAAGGUGAAUUUCUUUUCCCUGCUCGGACAGAGGAUGGCCAGUGGCCUCCUCAUAGAACCAUGAUUGACUGGUUAAAUGAAGAAGCAAAAACAGCAAUAAGAAAAUGUGCACGACAGCGCACUGACUUUAAUAAAGUAAUUCACUGUGUCCAAGAUGCAUAUGAAACUGUACCUGAGUUUGUUAACAGAUUUACACGUACUUGGGAUAGCAAUGCAGGAAUAGGACGAGAAGGAAAUGAAUAUUUUGUUGUUACAACCUUUGUGCAAAAUCUAAAACCAAAUGUUGCAGCUGCAUACAAAUUGUCUGUCACCGAUUGGCAAACCAAAGACUGGAAAGCAACGGUAAACAAAAUGAUGGCGCUAGAUAGGUGUGAAGUUUUUGCUGAAGACAAAUCUGCCUCCAGGUACCUCUGCUCAAGCAGCAGAACUGUAUGCUCUAACUAGAGCGUGUAUUCUUGCUUCUGGUAAGGUGGCUACUAUUUACACUGACUCAAGAUAUGCAUUUGGCGCUGCUCAUGAUUUUGGCCAGUUAUGGAAGAUGAGAGGUUUUGUGUCAUCUUCUGGAAAACCACUACAGCAUCACACUUUGGUUAAUGACCUGUUAGAUGCUAUUUUGCGCCCAUCUCAGCUUGCAAUCAUCAAAUGUGCUGCUCACACGAAUGGAACUGAUCCUGUUUCACGAGGAAAUGCAAUGGCUGACACUGCAGCCAAACAAGCGGCACUUUCCUCUCCCUCUUUGGUACUUCAAUGUGCCUCCACACAACCUACCAAUCCAAUUCCAGUUCCUUCCGCUAAUGAUGUCGUGACAAUGCAAAAUCACGCUGAUGACAGGGAGCGAAGUCUUUGGUUGCGUAAAGGUUGUAAAGUUGACGCGGAGUCUGGCUUGUGGCUCCACCCUGAUGGUCGACCGGUUUGCCCUCGAGCUCUCCUUCAUGUACUGGCACGUGUGACGCAUGGUCCAGCGCAUGUUGGAAGAGGGGUGAUGAAUGAUGUUAUUCGCUCACAGUGGUUUGCUCCAGGCAUUACUCAAGUUUCACAAACACUUGUGGAUAGUUGUAUGAUAUGUCAACAGACCAGAAAAAAGAAUAGCACAGUGAAACAUGACCACUUAGAACCCCCAUCAGGUCCUUUUGUAAAUAUGCAAAUAGAUUUUGUACAUAUGCCAAGCUCACAAGGCUUCAAAUACUUGCUAGUCAUAACCGACAGGUUCUCGAAGUGGGUAGAAGCUUUUGCAACGAAAAAAGAAGAUGCAAGAACAGUUGUAAAGUGUCUGCUAAAAGAGGUAAUCCCUAGGUACGGAGUGCCGCAGGGAAUAGAUAGCGACAGAGGUCCAGCUUUUGUGUCAAAAAUCACUCAGGGACUGUCAGAAAUCUUAGGAUUUAAGUGGCAGUUACAUGUUCCUUAUCAUCCACAGAGUUCAGGUCAAGUUGAGAGAAUGAAUGCAACUAUCAAAGACAGAUUGACCAAAACAGUCCUAGCCACAGGCCUGAAAUGGCCUGAUGCACUGCCGAUUGUGCUGUACUCCAUUCGGAGUGCACCAAGUGCAACUACAGGACUGAGUCCUCACGAGGUGCUGAUGGGAAGACCAAUGUCCACAGGGACAAGUCCCCCACUGACACCACACAAAGCUACUCUGCUUUGGACGGAUGAGUUCAUGACUGAGUAUGUGAAAAGACUAACAGAGAUUUUGAGAAAGUAUCAUUUACAGGUGGCUGACAGACUCCCCAAACCAUCGGAAGAACCAAUUCAUUCCUUUCGAGAAGGUGACCUGGUAUUAAUCAAAUCUCUGGAAAAAGUGUCUUUGUCUCCUAGGUGGAAAGGUCCAUACCAGGUGCUGCUGACUACUAGGACGGCCCUGAAGGUCGAAGGCAGAGCAGAAUGGAUCCACGCCACAAGGUGCAGACUGGCCCCCCCAACCACUGGCGGAGGAGAGCAGAGCCCUGGCAGGUAACCGGAUGGUUACUCCUUUUUUCUCUCCUGUUUAGUAGGUUCGGGCAGGGGACAGGUCAAGUCGGUCCAAAUGAGAGAGAGACAGGAGUCUCUCUGAUUCCAGGCGAAGGAGAGCGGAAAGGCUUUCCUUCUCAUGACACAGUCGGUGCCAUGAACCCAGUGCCCCAUGGACAGGGGCGCCCUUUGCAGAAUGAUCCAGAAAAUGCAGACCAAGAGCCAGAUCUUGGACAUACGGACAAAUCAAUGAGCCCAUUGGGACUCUACAACACUUUACUUUUUCUCGAGGUAGAUGGCGGUGGUCUACAUAUGAUAAAACACUGUUUGAGACGAAGCAGAGUUCAUCCACGUCGACGAAGAUCUUGGAGUGCAAAUUUCCAGGAGAAGGGGGGAGAACUGGUAAGCUGUAAGUUCAUGGAGAAUGAUGAUUACCCCUGGAGUGGUUACUUUGCAUCCACUAACACAAUUGCUCCAACUAAAUCUGAACCAAGGGUGCAAAACAAAUUACUGCGUAGCGCUCAGCAACCAGUAGUGCGAAAAGAAAAUUCAGCCCUUAGUCUUAUGCUUGAUUAUGCGCGUGAUCGUAAUCUCAGUAAGUGUUGGCUAUGUCAAAAUAUGCCAGCUUCAAUACAUUCUCCAAUGUCUAAUCCAAUUCCAUUCACCAAAGCUGAUUAUGAGACGUUCAAUUGGAAUGAUCUUGCUUCAAGAUUUAGAGAAGAAGCAGACGAUUGCUAUACUCCAACAUAUCCUGUGGAUGUUAAGUCAUCACAAAAUACAGAUAUUGCUCUAUACGUUGCAAGAACGGUAAAUGACAAAUAUCUGCCAAGCGGAUUUAAUUUCACCACUCUUCUCCGCAUCAUUCACAUACAAAGAUAUGUGAAACUAGGCUUUGAGUACAGAGUUCAGGUUGCUCUAGCUCAAACUAACUGUUCAAAACCUUCUGAAAAUCAAGUGUGUGUUCCCCAACCAUAUACAACCACUGCUAUGGCUGAAGCUCUAGUUUAUGUGCAACCAUGGGCUGGCACCUUAUCCAUAGGGCCAGUCAAGAUUCAGUUACGCAACUGUUCGGCGCCACAACAAAACGAGCAAAGACCUCAGCGUGACUGCUCAACUUAUCUUCCCCCUGUCUUCACUCAUGAGCUACAAAAUGUUUCUUUAUGUUUCAGAGGGAUAGGGAAGGGACAUGAAGACUUAGGACAAAGUAGCUGUAACACUGUGGUAGAUGUCACUCUUAAACAGUCCCCACUGCCUGAGAGAGUGUAUCUAGUUUGUGGUGACAGGGCCUAUCGGUGCGUGCCGUAUGAAGACUCACGCGGUGUCUGUUAUUUGGCGUACUUAAUUCCCCUAAUCAGAGAAGUAGAAUCUACUGAGAUAGCUUCACUGUAUCCACCGUUACACAUAUACAAGAGAGAAAUCUCAUCAACUCAGAAAGUAGCCAGCUUCCUUCUCCCUUGGUAUGGUGUGUAUGUGUCCCAGCAAGAGCUCUCAUCUCUCUCCAAAGUCCUAGAAAAUCAUCUUAAUGCCUCAAGCAGAGCUAUGUUAGCCGAACACAAAGAGUUGCAGGAAGUCAAAACAGUAGCUCUACAGAAUCGCAUGGCUCUUGAUCUCCUGUUAGCGGCUCAAGGAGGAACUUGUAAGCUCAUAGGCUCUGAAUGUUGUUCCUACAUCUCUGAUGCAACUGCUGACGUCAUGGACAUGGCACAUGACACAGCACUGGGUAUCAAAGAAUUGCAUGAUAGUCAUGGUUUUAACCUUGGUGAUUUUUCAGGUGUCUUUGGGUCAUGGGGGUCCGGAUUGGUCAGGUUCCUGACCACUCUUGCUGUUGCUGUCUUCCUUUUCAUCCUCCUCUGCUCAUGUGUAGGUUUGAUAAUCAAGCUGGUAGUGAAAAAGACCACAGGGUCUGUACUCCAAGCAGCCCAGGUGCAUGUCACUGGAAACACUGCAGAUCAUAAUCACACAGGUUUGAGGUAUUAUGAUUUUGAAACUUUCCAGGACUGGAUGAGGCGUUUUCACCCAGGUAUCAUUUCAGAUGAGGAGGAGGAAACUCAAAAUCUAGGAUCACUCCAGGAGGAUGGAUUCCACAUCACCAUGCAUCGUAUGUGCUAGUAACCUCUCCAUGGUGAUGGCCCUCUACUGUACGCAAAGUGCAUGGGUUGAAGACUUCACUUUGUGAUUGAUUUGUUUUAUUGUUAUGAUGUAAUCAAAUGUUUGUAUGACUCCCCUUUAAGUUGCUAGGAUUUCAUCUAGUAAGAGGCAGGAAGUGUCUUGUCUUAGGUUGUUUGCGCAUGUGACUGGUGACCUCUGUCAAUGACCUCCUUUAACGCUUUGGUGUUCUAGGAGAUCUUCUUUGAGGAUUUGCCUCACUACUGCCCCUGGUGGUUGGAAGACAGAACUCAUGGGUCACAUGACAGUUGUUUUAAAGGGGUACAUAAGAGGGGUUUUUUAUCUAAUUUACUGAUUGUUUGCUUUUAUUGUUAUUGCAUUAUGUGUUUAAAUGAUUAUGUGUUUUGAUGAUUUUACUUUUGAUUUUGUUCAAUGCAAUUGUUGAUUCUUGUAUUACUUUUGUGUGAGAAUUGUUAUCUGUUGUGCGGAUGUUGUUUCUACUCUGUUUGUGCCCUUACAGUCCACCAGUCCAGUCAUAAAUUGGUAAUUUGUAUUGAUCUUUUGAUCAAUAAGAGGGGAUUGUUAUGGAUAUUCCAUAACUGACCAGGACAACAGAAUGUCAAGCUGUACUCCUCUGUUCUCUCAAACAGAAGAUAACACAUGUUGUUUAAUAAAC